This is a messenger RNA of Umbelopsis ramanniana AG, 1441 nucleotides long. RefSeq lists its product as uncharacterized. Bases 277 to 1269 code for a protein of 330 amino acids. NCBI's taxonomy places the organism in Eukaryota, Fungi, Mucoromycota, Umbelopsidomycetes, Umbelopsidales, Umbelopsidaceae. The transcript has 8 exons. The record is from RefSeq and is a predicted model, not a curated record.
CAGAAUACAGUCAGUUCAAAGUGAAUGAGUACCAUGCUUCAAGCCCAUUAUUUCAAGUUGUUUGGUAAUACCGAAAGCCAAUCCUUGAAGUGAAUAUUGACGGUAUCGCGCUCUUCAUUAAAAGUGACCAAGCAACAAAAUACUGGUGCUGCCAAUCAAAGCACUCGAGAGGAGUAUCACGUGCAACGCUGGACGAAAUUGUCUGUGGGGUAAAUUGCGUUUGUAAUAACCUUUACCUAUCACUCAGCCUUGUUCAUUCUCUUUGAAUUACACUACAUGCCAAAGCUCCCUGUCAGCAAUACGUACAUUAUCCCAGCUCAUCCGGGUACUGAGAAUGGCGAAAAUCUCAAGUUGGUAGUCGAGCAGUACUCAUUCCCAGCUGUAACUGCAAAGAACGCUAGAACUGUGAAUGUCGUUUGGUCUCACGCUAAUGGCUUCCACAAGGAGACACUACACCCGUUGAUGCGCAGAAACAUUAAGCAGCUCCGGGAGAGCUAUGGCGACGUUAAUUUCGAGUUUUACGCUUGGGAUGGUCGAAACCAAGGCGACUCCGGACGACUGAAUGUCGAUCAUCUCCCGCUAACAUUUUCGUGGCAGGAUCAUGCCUCAGAUAUUCACCAGUUAAUUGAAGAGCUGAAGCUGAAACAUUCACAUACCCAAUUGAUUGGCAUUGGACAUUCUGUUGGAGCAACAUCAACAAUUCUUUGUGAAUUCCGUUAUCCUGGCACAUUUGAUGCUAUCAUUGCAAUUGAGCCAAUUUUUAUAGUGGAUGUUGCACCAAAGAGGCUACGUGAGGGAAUGCCAAUGUUGGCUUCGCGUAAGCGUAGAGAUCAGUGGGACAGCUUUGAGGCCGCGUACACAUUUUUCUCCAAGAGACCAUUUUGGAAAACUUGGGACCCAGAAGCUCUUGAGCUCUUUGUGAAAUACGGCCUGUACGAGACUGAAGAUGGAAAGGUUCGCCUGAAGUGCCAGCCAGAGCAAGAAUAUGCUGUUUAUUGGUAUGACUGCCAUUCUCAGAUUGUUGCCUUUAGAUGUUUAGGCGCUAUCCGCAUACCCGUUCACAUUGUCUUUGGGGAUGAAUCACAUAUCUUCCCGUUGUCGGAAUUGGAGGGCAUCGAUAAGACUGCUCCAACUGUGGACAUAUCUGUUGUCAGCGGCGGUCACAUUGUGCCUCUCGAAAAACCUGACUUGAUAGCAUCUGAUAUCCUACCAUUCUUCCAAAAAGUUCUGAGUGAUGGGUCUGAACAAAGGCUUCAAGCCAAGCUUUGAAAUCAUAGACUAGAAUACAAAGAAGAAGCCGCACUCAUCAGUGUAUAUGCAUUGAUAAGGUGUCCCACCGAAUUGCUCUGGAGCAUAAUAGUGCAAAAUGUAGUUUUAACCAAUCAAUGGUUGUAUGUAAUAAGACUAUGAUACCUAUUUAAAUGACUCUUCUCACCUAAUG